Messenger RNA from Prorocentrum cordatum, 1789 nucleotides. The record is from the annotation of a GenBank genome assembly. Lineage: Eukaryota; Dinophyceae; Prorocentrales; Prorocentraceae.
AGGUUCGGUCGAGGGCAACCUCACUGUCCUGCGCGUCGCACGAUUGCUGCGCCUCACGCGGAUGAUCCGCCUGCUGAAGUCGAUGCCGAUGAUGAUGACGCUGCUGAAAGGAGAAUCACCACUUCGAUUCGGCCCGUGAGCAUCGCGGUGGGCUUGCUGCUGAUCAUCAUCUACAUCUUCAGCAUCAUCUGGGGGAACGACCUGGUGGAGCCCGGCGGCAUCCUCGAGCAGGAGAGUACUUCCCCUCCGUGACGCACACGAUGCUUUUCCUGCUGAUGCACGGGACGUUCUUGGACUCCGUGGGGACGAAGGGCUUCGUGAUCAACAGCGAGGGCGGCAACACUUUGACGUGCGUUUUCUUGUUAUACAUAACUACGACCAGCGUUCUUAUGCUCAACAUGUUGAUAGGAGAGUUGUCUGCGAAAUGGUGUCCAUUGUGAAGCGUAGCGAAGACGAGCUGAUGGCAAAGGUAACGCUGCGGGGCAAGCUGCACGACAUCAUGGACGUGUACGACUCGGACGGCAACGGGAAACUAAAGCAGUCCGAGUUCGACCUGUUCAUCCGCAAUGUCGAGGUGAUGCAGGCGCUCCACCACUUCGACGUCGACAUCAAGGGCCUCAUGACGCUCUGCGAGAUGUUGUUCUCGCACGUCUCCCCUGACGGCCAGACCGAGGAGGUCGCCCUGAGUUUCGACGAGAUCAUGAACCUGGCGGUGCGCCUCAAGGGCACCAGCGCCUGCCGGGUGGAGGACGACAUCGUGAAGCUGCGCGAGUUCACCAAGUACCGCCUCGAGAUGCUGGAGGAGCACUUGAUCUACAACCAGAGGACUAUUCUUCUGGAUGCUGUUCGAGCUCGUCGAGCGCGUUGGCGCGCAGGCCUUCCUGGCCGCCCACCCGAGCGGCCCCUGCGGCUCGCCCGCCGACCCUGGGGAGGUGGCGCCGCGGAGCCCCCCCGGCUGCCCAGGCUGAGCGGCAAGCCGCCCCACCCCACCCCCGCGCGGUGGCCGAAAGACGCACCAACAGGGGAGUGGGCCUCCCGCUCGUCCACCUCCUCGUCCUUGCUCCUCGUCCUUCCUCGUCCUAGCUCCCCCUCCUCACCCAUCCUCCUCGUGACUGGCCUGAUUUUUAUAUUUCGCGCCUCCGGACCCGCGCGUGGCGGGCUAAAAAUGAGCUGCAGGCCGCCACCGCCAGUCCCGCAUGCUGGCCUUCUAGGGUGAGCCGCGCUGCGCGUCAAGACGCCGCGCCUGGCGCGGCCUCCACGGGCUUUGUUGCUGCUACUCCCCUUCCUCCUUGCUCCGCCCCAUCAUCAUAAUCAUCGUUAUCCCCAUCAUUAUCCUCCUCUCUGCCAUGCGCGGGGCACUGGCUCGAAGUACGCGCCUCGUGUUGGCAGUCGCGCCACACCCCGCGCUGGCUCUACAGUGCCCAUUUGUUUCCCCCAGCUUGCAGCCUCGCUGACCCAUUCCCGCCCGUGAGGAUUUCAAUCCCAGGCCAUGGAUUCCAGUCUUUCUGACAUCCGCCGCUUCGAUCUUUUCAAUCCGCGCGCCGCUCCGAUCUUGUCGGCCUGCGGCCGCAGAGGUCCCCACCAGCCGAGCUCGAGGGAGCAGCCGCCGGGCUCGAAGAAGUCGGAUCGCCAGAGCGCGUCGGCGGCGCUGUUUUGAGAAGCCCGCUCGCUGCGCGGGCCGCGCGGCGGUGGGCACCGCCACGCCGCCCCCGACCGCCGUCCGGCCGCGAGGGCCGCUAGCCACGGCGCCGCUGCGCGAACGCCGCGCGCUGGGCCAGACAGAGCGGGU